Phyllostomus hastatus (greater spear-nosed bat) is the source of this 2913-nucleotide messenger RNA. RefSeq names its product otopetrin 3 (gene OTOP3). Gene Ontology annotation, cellular component: membrane. The record is from RefSeq and is a predicted model, not a curated record. Lineage: Eukaryota; Metazoa; Chordata; Mammalia; Chiroptera; Phyllostomidae. Gene Ontology annotation, biological process: proton transmembrane transport. Gene Ontology annotation, molecular function: proton channel activity.
AUGGGCCGCCGAGCCCGGGCGGCGGCUGCGCAGUCCCGCUGGGGGAGGGCGUCGGGGGCAUCGGUCGGGGCGCUGCGGCCUCGCCCGGGCGGACGGUCGGCGCUGCGCCCGCAGGCGGUCGUCAGCCGGCGGCGGUGCCUGCCGAGGCCUCAGGGACUGGGCGCUGCAGGGACGGAGGCGGGAGGGCUACGGGGAACCAGCCACUGGCGGCCCGAGCGCCGGCCCCGAACCCCGGCUCCGCGCCGCACCGCCUUCCCGCGGCGGCCGCCCCAGUCUCGCAGCGCCCCCCAACGGCUCGGAGAGAAACCCCGGAGCUCCUGGCCCGCGCUCAGUGGCGUCUUCCGGAGCCGGCGCUGCGCGCCCUGCCGGGCGGGCGCCGCGCCCCGACGGCUGCACGGCUUUCGUCGCCUGCCUCUAGCCCGGACCCACGACCAGUGGCGCGGGCCCUCCCGUAGACUGGCGUCGCGCUGGAUGGCCGCAGGCCGCUCCCUGUCAGUCCCGGGUCAGACACUGAGUCAGGCCGGCAGUGGGGCGGGGAGGCAGGAGGUGGUCCUCCAGCCCGUGGAAACGUCCUGUGUGAACGUGGAGCCCGAAAGCGUUCCUGUAACCCCCGGUAGGGACAGGGAUGGAACGGAAGCCAGCACAGCCUGGCAGCCAACCAGCGCCCUCUCUCCCUCAGCACCUGCCGAGGCUGCACCAGUGGCCUCUGCAGAAACACAGGAGACUGGAGCAGCCCCGGCCCAGGAGAACCCGGUGGACAUGGGGGCCGAGGAGACAGGGGCCCCUGCCCCAGCGAGCCAGAGGUCCUGGCUGGUGCGGCAGGUCUCACUGUUACUGCGGCGGGACCGGCAGGCCCAGAAGGCCGGGCAGCUCUUCUCCGGGCUCCUGGCCCUCAACGUGGUGUUCCUGGGCGGGGCCUUCAUCUGCAGCUCCAUCUCCAACAGCGUGGCCCUCACGCUGGGCGACGUGUGGGUCCUGCUGGCCGUGCUGAAGGCCCUCUCCCUCCUCUGGCUCCUCUACUACGCGGCAGGCACCACCCGCCGGCCGCACGCCGUGCUCUACCGGGACCCUCACGCGGGGUCCAUCUGGGUGCGGGGGUCCCUGCUGCUCUUCGGCAGCUGCGCCGGCUGCCUCAGCGUCUUCCACGUGGGCUACGAGGUGAGCCACCUGUACUGCAAGCCGUGGCUGGAGCUCAUCUUCCCCGCCAUCGAGAUCGUCUUCAUCGGCAUCCAGACCUGGGUGCUCUGGAAACACUGCAAGGACUGUGUUCAGGCCCAGGGCAACUUCACUAGGUGUGGCCUGAUGCUGACCCUGGCCACAAACCUGCUGAUGUGGGUCUUGGCGGUCACCAACGACUCCAUGCACCGCAAGAUCGAGGCGGAGCUCAAUGGCCUCAUGGACAACUUAUCAGGCAAUGACAGCAACACCUGCCUGUGCCUCAACAGCACGGCGUGCCAGGUCUUCCAGAAGGGCUACCUGAUGCUCUACCCCUUCAACACCGAGUACUGCCUCAUCUGCUGCGCUGUGCUGUUUGUCAUGUGGAAGAACGUGGGCCGCCGCCUGGCACCCCACGCGAGCGCCCGCCCCGGCACCCCGCCCUUCCACCUGCGGGGAGCCCUCUCGGGGCUGCUGCUGGGCCUGCUGGCCCUGGUGGCAGGCGUGGUUGUGUUCAUGAUCUUCCAGGUUGAAGCCAACGGCCCCGCCAUCGCUCGCCAAUAUUUCAUCCUCUACUACGCCUUCUACGUAGCCCUGCUAUCCGCCAUGAGCCUGGCGUGCCUGGCGGGCACGGCCAUCCACGGGCUGGAGGAGCGAGAGCUGGACACGGUCAAGAACCCCACCCGCAGCCUGGACGUGGUGCUGCUCAUGGGGGCGGCGCUGGGCCAGAUGGGCAUCGCCUACUUCUCCAUCGUGGCCAUCGUGGCCACGCGCCCCCACGAGCUGCUCAACCGCCUGGUCCUGGCCUACUCGCUGCUGCUCAUCCUGCAGCACAUGGCCCAGAACCUCUUCAUCAUCGAGGGCCUGCACCGGCGCCCGCUGUGGGAGGCCGCUGCGGAGGCGGAGACACCCCGCGGGGGGCGGAGCCACUCCCGGCCAGAGCUGGGCCCUGGGCUGCCGCCGGCCUCGCCCCGGGCCUCUGUCCACUCCAACGGCCACCUCAACUGGAGGCGGCGGGCGCUCAGGGAGCUCUCCCUCUUCCUCAUCCUCUGCAACAUCACGCUGUGGAUGAUGCCCGCGUUUGGCAUACACCCCGAGUCUGAGAACGGCCUGGAGAAGGAGUUCUACGGCUACCGGACGUGGUUCACCAUCGUCAACUUCGGCCUGCCCCUGGGGGUCUUCUACCGCAUGCACUCUGUCGGGGGGCUCGUGGAGGUUUACUUGGGGGCCUGACGCUGCCCAAGGACCUCACCCCUGGCAGAACCCCAACGUGUCAAGGCUGGGAAAAUGUAGUCCAGGGGCCCUGAGCAGAUGCCCCGUCCCAGGAGGCCUUAGGGAAGCCUGGGUAUCCCAAAGCCUCCCCUUCCCCAGAGCCUCACUACAGGGGCAGAGAGCGGGUCACUGUUCACAGCCCAAGGCCAAGGGCAGAACCUGAAUACGGAGCCUCUGAUGCCCACACCGAGGACAGCGCCCGCUUGCCCCUGCUCACUGCAUCAGUGCAGCCCAGGGUGUGCCCAGGAAGCCCACACAGCGGCUCCAGGAGGAGCAGCCGAAAUGACUGAGUCUGGGGUGUAUGGAGAGGGGUCCCUACCCAGCCAGGCCUCUGGGGCUUGCCUCCUGCUGGGGGUAGGGUGCAGGGUCCAAGCUCAGCCCCAGGCAUCCCGGAAGCAGGCAGCUCUGCCCUCCUCUCCCCACACAACCUAAUAAGCUCAUUAAUUAGCUACCAGGCAGGGUUCAACAGCUCUCUCCCGCUGCCAU